AUGCUGGACGCGAUGGUAUUGUGCGAGUGGUCUCUGUGUAGGAAACGAGCGAAUGGCAGGAAAAAAUCAGGUUCGCUGUCCCGUAGGACGGCGAGCAUGGUGCCCGGUUUUGCUGGCGAAGGGCAACUUCCGACUGCCACGAAGCCAUCGUCCUCGAGCUCGUCGUCUGCCUCCGGGCGAAGUGAAGAUGCGCCAAAUUACGGAAGCUUGGCCGGAAGUGAUCACCAGCCUCAGUCUCAGCAGGACGACAGUGGAACAGAAGAGAGCCCUGUCUAUAUUCUCACAUCAGCCAAGGGCGAUCGCAGCUACAAACUCAGAGACUCUAGGAUCAUUGAAAUAGCCGGUGGUCGGGAAGUUUUUUCCCAGAGUCGAACAAAAGUAGCGUCGCGGAAGUCUCGCUUCCUCACAGCCUCGAAUUCGUUGCCGAAUGACGAAAUCCCAUCCGACAAAUUAUCGACAAAAAAGAACAACAGAUCUCCGAACAGACAAAGCGUCUGGGAAUUAAGAAGUCGAUGUGGAGAAGCCAAGAGGCAUCGUAUGAAUCGAGAAGUGACGGAGACCGUAUUUUCUUCCGAAGUUCACUCAGUUCGUCGGAAUCCCACCAAAUCCAUCCUGGAUUACGACUCUCCUAAGAACAAUCGCAUCAUUAAUUAUGACUCAAUUUUAAAUAGCAAUAAUGUAGAGUAUGGUGUGCCGAAAAGUAUUACCGAUCUCGACUAUGGACUACCGAAAAAUUGUGUAGACUAUCAGUCGAAUCACACGACUCCUGCGAGAAGCAUGGCGAUUGUUAGUGAUGGAGAGGUUGUUGUCUUUGAUGAUAUUGAUGACAACUGGCAAGGACUCAGAUUAGAUUUAGGAUCGAGCAAUACAAGUCAGAUCAAUACGAGUUUGGAUUUGGGGGCUGAUGAGACUCACCGAGGGAGAAUUCCUCCAGAACCUCCUAGUUCUAGUGUCGGUAGUAGUCCCAGUCCGACUCAAACCUAUCAUCAUAAUUCAUCCGAUUUUUUUAAGGUCGUCACGCCAGUGAGCGAUUGCGAAGCUCAUUCACCUUCGCCUGAACGCAAUCACAAAGUGACAAGAAUUAUUGGAGAAAUACCCAUUGCACAAUAUUCCGGAAGUCCGCGCCGUUAUGGAGUUCGUGAAAAUUCCCGAUUACCGACUUUGCUGUCGUCGCCAUCUGUUUAUAUGACGCCAAGGCCAGGAUUCCCACAAAGAAUACUACCAACCACGCCCAAUCAGAAAGAGAAGGAAGACAAUUUUACUGAAAUCGUUGUAGAAGAUUCUGUGAUAGAGCCGACUGUUACGCAUUCGGAGGAUCAAAUUAUGACUAAUUCUUCACCGCCUUUAGAGAAAGCUGAAGAAGAGGAUCAAGAGGAUUCUUUGAAAAACUCGGUUUUGCCGAGUGAAAAUAUAAGUAGUCUCGUGUCCCCUGGAGGUAGCACUUUCGAUUAUUUGUAUGAAUUUUCGGAAACUCGGAAGGUCCUAGAGGAAUUCUUCAAGUGUCCAGCACCUUCGGAAGAGAAAGAGAAUAACACGGAUUCCUUUGCUUUCCAAGAUCUCGAUUACGAGCUUCGAAGACAAGGCGGUAGUUCCUAUGUCGGUCAACGAUUAGCAAGUGGUCUGCCAGAUGAAGUUUUGGUCCAUGAAUCUCCCAAAAAGCAGAAACCCGACUAUUCUCACUCGACUAUCGAACAUGAGAACAACUUUCUGGACCUGUCGGUGGGAACCGGGAGUAGCGAAGAUCUUGGCGAAACGGAGGUGGGUUUGCAAGUCGGUCAUUCUCGAAACUUCACCCUCAGUCCAGAAACCACCGAUUGUGAUAGCAACUGCGGUGAUCUGGAUAGCGAAAUGUCCCUGAUGCUGAUGGAGAACGAACUUCUCCCUGCGAGUGGUUUACUCGGAUCCGUUGGAGAUUUGGGAAAUAAUUCGGAUUCCCUCAGGAUAUAUACGAGCAUGCCAGUUCUCGAAGAUGGUUUGUCAAGUGGACAUGCGAGCGACACGGACAACAACAAUCCGACAGUGAUGCUGAUGAAGCGGCAAAUAAACGAGAUAGAAAAAGAAAUAAUCCAAAGAACCCGAAACGACAUGCUAGGAACCGAAAAUGAAUCUGGAAAGGACGUUAGUUUAAAUGUAACUAAAGAUAUUUUGCACACGCUUAAAACGACCUCUCCCGAUUUAUUCGUGGCUAAGAAAGAAAAUUCCUACGACACCAGCGAAUUGCAAUUAGAUGGAUUGGAUCCGUUGGUAACUCCUCCGCCACCUGCGCCACAGGGAAGACAGAGCGUUAAUUUGGAAAUUGGAGGCGAAGUGGAAGCUGCGAUCAAAGAUAUUAGAAUGGCUUUGCAGAGAACGAAAACUCUACCUGCGAAAUCUCCUUCGGAAGAUCCUCCGGAACCGAGUGUCAGCCCUAUUUGGAUUCCGAGUUUGCUCGAUGGCAGGCGGAGAGUCUGUACAGAAAGUAAUAGCGAGGAUUCCGAAGCAAGAAGAGGGAUUGAUGAAGGAGAACUGGAAGUCGAAGAAGGUGUCGAUGAAGAAGAAGCCGAUACAGAUCUUGAAACGGAUAGACUCCUCGGGCAGCAAAGAACUGAUGAUCAAGGUUUCUACGACGACAAGGGGUGGAGGAAACCUAAGACUAGGACAAUGUUACCAUCAAUGAGUGCAAAAAUUACAACUCCAAAGCAAACGCCUCCCAAAACCUUAAGUGUCACUCCUUUAGAACCACUAGCACAAUCCGAACCCUUGCCUUCGACGUCAGCCUCCAUUUCUCCACCUCCUGUAGUCACUGUUAUACAAUCGCCACCAUCGGAACGCGAAGUAACUUCCCCUACACAACCUUCGUCGAGUCCUCAGAAGACCCCGAUCAAAAACUCUCCCUCACCUCCCCAGAGUCACCAGGAAUCCAGCAGUAAGGUGAAAAAGGAUAAGGAGGGGAAAAAGAAGAGCAGGAAUAAAGAAGCUUUACUGAACGAUCCAUCAGUUUUGAUCGAAGGAGUCCUUUUUCGAGCGAGAUAUUUGGGAUCGACUCAAUUGGUAUGCGAAGGACAACCGACAAAAUCGACUCGAAUGUGCCAGGCCGAGGAAGCGGUCUCUAGGAUAAAGGAUGGGCCAGUGCCGAUGCAGGCUACCCUCUUAAACUAUGGGGGGACCCACGGGUAUGGGCGCUGCAGCGUUGCGUCGCAAGGAAGCCUUGAGGACGACGAUUGCGACUCAAGUGAAGAACUGAUAGGCAGCGCCUCCGGUGGGGGCCAGCCAGAAAUACAGACAGUGGGGGCCCAGCCAAAGCUGGCCCCAAUCAGUGGCUCGGUGGGGUCCAACGGACCCACCACAGUUUUCAGACUACAAUUUCUCGGGUCGGUUGAGGUGGAAGAGGAAGGGGGUCGCAAACGGCGAAAACGCCUUAAGAAGCACAUGGUGGAAGAGGCCGUAACUAAAAUAAAGGCUUUGGCACCAGAUGGAGAAACGCAACCAAGUACAGAAGUCGACCUAUUCAUCUCGACGGAGAAGAUAAUGGUUCUGAAUACGGAUUUGAAAGAAAUCAUGAUGGAUCACGCUCUGAGGACAAUAUCCUACAUAGCCGAUAUUGGAGAUCUGGUUGUCCUCAUGGCUCGAAGGCGGUUUGUACCACAUGAAAUGGAGGAAGCACCAAAAAUCAACAGAACGCCAAAAAUGAUUUGCCAUGUUUUUGAAAGCGAAGAGGCUCAGUUCAUUGCACAGAGCAUCGGGCAAGCGUUUCAAGUAGCUUACAUGGAAUUUCUCAAGGCCAAUGGGAUUGAAGAUCAUAGUUUCGUGAAAGAGAUGGACUAUCAGGAGGUUCUGAAUUCACAGGAAAUUUUUGGAGAUGAACUCCAGAUGUUCGCGAAAAAAGAAAUGCAAAAAGAGGUGGUUGUACCAAAGGCAAAAGGUGAAAUCCUGGGAGUAGUGAUAGUAGAAUCCGGUUGGGGUUCAAUGCUGCCAACCGUUGUAAUAGCAAAUUUAGCACCGGCCGGCGCUGCCGCGCGCUGUGGUCAGCUGAACAUUGGUGAUCAAAUAAUCGCGAUCAACGGUGUCUCGUUGGUCGGUCUGCCUCUUUCCACGUGUCAGACUUACAUAAAAAACUCAAAAAACCAAACUGUCGUCAAGUUAACUGUUGUACCGUGCGCGCCCGUUGUUGAGGUCAAAAUCAAGAGACCUGACACAAAAUAUCAGUUAGGAUUUAGUGUACAGAAUGGAGUUAUAUGUAGUUUACUAAGAGGAGGAAUCGCUGAAAGGGGCGGUGUUCGAGUUGGACAUAGGAUUAUUGAAAUUAAUAACCAAAGCGUCGUCGCCGUGCCGCACGAGAAGAUUGUCAAUCUUCUGGCUACUUCUGUCGGCGAGAUUUUGAUGAAGACGAUGCCCACGUCAAUGUUUAGGCUGUUAACUGGUCAGGAAUCUCCGGUGUACAUAUAAAGAGUUCAGUUGCCUGGCCAAAAAACAAAACGUAGUGAACAGACAAUACAUCUGCCAUCCACUACCGUAUUAUACAUAACUUCAUUGUACAAGUUGUUCCACAUGAAUUGUUUUGUAUUCCAAUUCGGAACGCCCCACGCAACCACCAGCUCCUGCUUACAAUAAGUAGACUCGAAUUAGGUCACUCGAGAAGCCUGACAGAUGUUACUAAAUAUUUAUCCAGGUAUUAUUUAUACAAGGACAUUAAAAUUAUAAAUAUUCUAUCGAUCAGUGUGACCUCUUACGGCAGCGGCGCAAAUAUUUUUCUUCGCUUAUUUACUUACAGGUACUUGUGCUUCAAGUAAACGAGGAAAGACGUCUGAAUGUCUUCUAGACUGUUAAAUUUUUCGCAACCUUAGAUUUUAUGUAACCUCAGGGUGUCUACUCAUCUGGAAAACCUCAAAUUGUCAGGGUCUUUUUUUCGAGAACUUGUUUAAAUUUAUUUAAAUUCCUGGUAUAAAAUUGAAUAAAA
This is a messenger RNA of Belonocnema kinseyi, 4936 nucleotides long. RefSeq lists its product as uncharacterized. Lineage: Eukaryota; Metazoa; Arthropoda; Insecta; Hymenoptera; Cynipidae. Gene Ontology annotation, biological process: chemical synaptic transmission. The transcript is spliced from 17 exons. Gene Ontology annotation, molecular function: protein binding. Gene Ontology annotation, cellular component: cytoplasm; dendritic spine; plasma membrane. The coding region runs from base 1 to 4425 and encodes 1474 amino acids. The record is from RefSeq and is a predicted model, not a curated record.